Messenger RNA from Salmo salar (Atlantic salmon), 7145 nucleotides. NCBI's taxonomy places the organism in Eukaryota, Metazoa, Chordata, Actinopteri, Salmoniformes, Salmonidae. The record is from RefSeq and is a predicted model, not a curated record.
CCUGAAUGCAAAACGAAGGCUGGCGGGAAAUGGCGGAGCAGGCAGGAGGGAGGGCAGCUAGGCUUGUUUAAAUCAUAAAGAGGGGUCGUUAUUAGCUACACGCUCGACUCCAGAUGUGUUUAGCUAGAGUUGUCAAAAAUAAAAACGACAAUAAUGGCUAUAUUUGACCUGUUAUGCCACCGACCUUGUUGCAUGUGUUGUGCAACCUCAUGUAAGCGGUACUAUAUUACCAGGAUCUGACGGGCUUAUCCAAGAACGAACAUUAGCUGGCUAACUAACCUUGCUGUCUUCCUAGCAAAGCUGCUAUUACUAGCUAGUUUAGCUACUAGCUAGUAAACUUGGCUUUCACUUUGGCUAUCUAAGCACAAAGAAGAAGAAACCACGUCCAAUGUGAUUAAGUUACAGUUAGCCAUGUAGCUAACUAGCUAGCUACUGUAUGUUCAUCAGUAUGUAUGUUCAUCAUUGUUUACCUUCACACUCAAAGACCAACAGAAAGGAGUCCGUUCAACAAAGCACCCUCACGAAUGCUACUCUAGAGAAACACCUCUAACUGAUAUGCAAUAAGCUGCAAAAUAUGCAAUAAGCUAAAAAAAUGUAUGGGCAUUUAACACAAUCAGUAUCCAAUUAAAAGUACACUCCAUGUGAAAAAAUAGGCUAAUGCCAGAAGAUGGAUAUUCGAUAGACGUAUGAUAGUUGAAAACUGGUAUCCAUCAUCAAUAUAGAUGUCUCUAGUGUGACCAUGACUGUCCUAAGGAUGGAAAUGAGUCAGAUGGCUCGAGAGUUACAGCAUUAUGUUGACAAUGCUAAGGUUGUGGGUUUGAUUCCCUCACACACUGAACAUGUCAUCCAGUCUCUUUGGAUACUGAAGUUCCCUCUGGGGAAAAUGAACAUUAUAUUCUAAAAGCUCUGCUAUGGACCAUAUUUUAUAUACUAGAUGGAAGGGGAGAUAGAGGUGGAGAGCAGCAGUGAUGUGGGUCCGUCAGGGUCCGGGAUGGAGGAGCCAUCGGAGAGCGGUAUGGGCAUGGAGUCCUCAGAGGCCAUGUCUGCAGACAGCAGUGAUGCAGCGGCUCACCAUGCAUCCCACCAUCACAGCCAGCACCACCACGGCAUUGCCCCAGAGUCAGACUGCCACGUGGGACAGAGCUCAGAGGGGGUCCUGGUGUUCCUACCAGAGACUAGCUCCAGUACGGAUGUCACCCACCACAGGGCCACCGUCCACCUCCCAGACUCCUCCUCUGUGGCCCAGUGCACCAGCGUCUCCACUGUAACGCAGUCCAUCCUGGUGUCUGGGUCAGCCCAGGUGAUGGUUCACUCCAGCGCGGCGGUGUCUGACUCGACAGCCUCCACCUCCUCAGAUCUGGGAUCAGCCAUAGACAAGAUCAUAGAGUCUACCAUCGGACCCGACAUCAUGAAUGGUUGUAUAGCAGUGACCAGUGCAGAGGACGGCGCUGCAGAGACCAGUGAGGGUCAGUAUUUGAUACUACAAGGAUCAGAUGAUGCUCACACGUCAUCCUCGGCCCUGUCCAGCCAUCACCGCAUCACCAUCGAGGCUCUGGGAGAGGGUCCUACCUCCACCUGCCACGACCAGGGAGACAUGCAGGAUAACCUGCACCCUGACCAGCCAGACCAGCCCUCUGGCAGCCACUACCCAGACCAUGAGGACCAGGACAACCAGCCCCAGCACUCCCACGCAUCUCAGUACAUGGACUGUAGCGGUGGAGACGUAGACGGACCUGACCAGACUGGAGAGUCGUCCUCCUCGUAUGUAGACGACGAGGAACCUGACCAGACUAGGAUCUCGUCCCGGUCUCUGUCCCGCUUCCCGGAGUACGGUGUAGUCGACAACUCUGACCAGGACCUGCGGGGGUACGUGGAGGGUAGCGGAGCCGCCGACUCCAAUCCCUCGUCCCCUGGCAUUCGACGACGCCACUCUCACUAUGUUGUGGACUGCAGUGCGGGGACGGAGGUGUACCUGGAGUGUGACGAGGAUUUGAGGCCACAGCACUCUCAGAGCUACAUCGACAGCAGCAGCAGAGCUAACCACUCCCAGGGUCACCUAACCCUGCCUAACCACUCCCAGAGUCACCGAACCCUGCCUAACCACUCCCAGGGUCACCUAACCCUGCCUAACCACUCCCAGAGUCACCGUACCCUGCCUAACCACUCCCAGAGUCACUGUACCCUGCCUAACCACUCCCAGAGUCACCGUACCCUACAGCAGUAUGUGGAGUUUGUUGCUGCAGAUUCAGAGCAGCCCGGUUGUUCCAACUACCAGGAUCAGGAAGGGCAAAGGGAGGACCCAAACAAGAGCCCAGACCAGAACCAGGGCCCAGACCAGGACCCAGACCAGCCACAGCACUCUGACCAGCAGCAGCCCCAGCACUCCCACUACAUGGAGACCACCAGCAGCAGCACUGGCCCAGAGGCCUCCCCGGGGCGGUACACUGGGAUAGGGGAGGGAGGCGAGGGCUCCUCCACAGACCACCACCACCCCGAGGCAGACACUGUGGGAUCAGACCACCACCACCCUGAGGCAGACACCGUGGGAUCAGGCACAGACCACCACCCCCAGGCAGACACAGCAGGCUCAGCAGAGGCUAUGGAGUGCACAGAGAGCCAGCCUGGCCCUUACAUCAGCAGCAGUGGGACCUACUUCUCCCGCCUGGAGCCUGAGGUUGAGGGGGCCCCUGAGCCUCAGUGGUCCCCCAGUCUGGGGAGGCCUUUCAGGGGAGAGGAGGGCGGCAUGGUGCGGGGGUCUAGAACUUCAGCCGUGGAGGAGGGGGCCGGGGCUGGAAGAGGACCAGGGGUCACCGUCCCCCACACCAUGGCUGAACUGGAGGAGAUGAUGGAGGUGGUGAUCGUUCAGCAGUUCAAAUGCAAGAUGUGUCCCUACAAGAGCGUCUCCAAAGACACCCUCAUCAACCACAUGAGAGACAGGCACUUCAAACCCACAGGUGGCCCCCCUCCUAAGAAGCGUGGUCGGCCCAGGCGUAGUGAUACGUUGGCCCGUCAGCAGGCUGAGGUGAAACCAGAGCCACAGCCUGAGGAGGCAGAGGACGAAGACAUCGUAGACGCUGGGGCCAUCGAUGACUCUGAAGAGGACAGUGACUAUAACCCAGCAGAUGAGGACUGUAGGGGCAGACAGCCUGCCCUGCUGAGACAACCUGCCCCUCCUCCCUGCUCCUCCACAGACCGCCCCCGACGUAGGGUGGGACGCCCCAGGAAGUUCACCUACACAGAGGGCAGCUACAACUGCAAGGAAGCUGAGGGUGCAUCCAAGCAGCGUAACGGGAGUGUGGACCCUCAAGGCUCCGAGGAAGCCAGUUCCUCAGGCCUGGGAAACGGACCAGAUUCCUUGGCCAAUGGAAAAGCAGUGGAAGCCGGCAUCAGCCAGUCAGACUCUGAGAACAAAGACCCGUCACCUAAUGGGAGGCCGGAAGAGGCAGAGUUUUUCCCCAGGAAACGAGGUCGACCCUCCAAGCGGUUUCUCAGAAAGAAAUACAAGAAGUACAUGAAGUAUUACACGUCUCUGAAGCCCCUCCUGAGGCCUCACAACUGUUGGAUUUGUGGCUCUCGCUUCCUGUCCCAGGAUGACUUGAGGUUCCAUGUAGACUCUCACCAAGGAAACGACCCAGAGUGCUUCAAGUGCCUGCAGUGUAACUACCGCUGCAAACGCUGGUCCUCGCUCAAGGAACACAUGUUCAACCACCAGGGGAACAAGCCCUUUAAGUGUGAGGAGUGUGACUACAGCAGUGUGUAUAAGAAGGAUGUCAUCAGACACUCUGCAAUACACAACAAGGACAAGAAAGCGAAGUCUGAGUCUCAGGUAUCUAAGGUGUUGUCGUUCCCGUGUCCAGUGUGCCAUAGAGUCUACCCCAUGCAGAAGAGACUCACUCAACACAUGAAGACACACAGUGCUGAGAAACCACACAUGUGUGACAAGUGUGGGAAGUCCUUCAAGAAGAGAUAUACGUUCAAGAUGCAUCUCCUCACACACAUCCAGAGUGUUGACAACAGCAGGUUCAAGUGUGAGUUCUGUGACUAUGACUGUGACAACAAGAAGCUCUUGCUCAACCACCAGCUGUCCCACGCCAACGACCGGCCCUUUAAAUGUGACUACUGUAAAUACUCCACCUCUAAAGAGGACUUCCUGGUCUCUCACCUGGCCAUCAAACACACAGGAGAAAAGCCGUUCUCCUGUGAGAUGUGCCACUUCAUGACGAAGCACCGUAAGAACCUGGGUCUGCACGUCCAGUGUCGCCACCCGGAGGCGUUUGAGGAGUGGAGCGCUACGCACCCUGAGGAGCCCGUCAGGCGGAGGAGGAGACCCUUCUUCACCCAGCAACAGAUAGAGGAACUCAAACAGCAACACGACGACACAGCGAGCCUACAGAAUACAAUAGUAGCAGUGGAUUCUGACACACUACAAGCCAUGCAGACAAUUCAGAACGCCUCAGUCUCCCAAGAUGCAAUGGGAAACACCACCAUCACUUACGAACAGGCCGGGAAUUCGGACCUGUCAGCCCAGAAUGCUCUGGAUCUGCUGUUGAAUAUGAGCAACGCCAGACAGUUGGUGGAAAACUCACUACAGGUACAGAUGUUGAAAUCAUCGGACUCUGAGGUUCUAAAAGCGGGCUCCUGGACAGCGGUUACCUCAGCGACCGGGGGAGCCCAAAAGGUUGUGACGUUCCACAUGUCUGAGAAUGGGGAGACCCUGGUGCAAGAGGUCCAGGAGGUCUAUGAGGCUGGGACCAAUGAGAAUGGAGAGAUUACUCAGAUAGCCAUCCAGGCCUAUGAGGGGGCAGAGGGCUUCAGUGUUGUGGAACAGAUGCAACAGGCUACUGAGAAGGGGGCAGAGGACUUCAGUGUUGUGGAACAGAUGGAACAAACUACACAGGAGAUACAAAGCACUGGACCUGGAUACAGUAGUGGCGAGGGCAGUCCCCAGCCCAUGGAGGAAGAGCAGGAGGGAACAAAAACACUCAAAGAGAACAGAGACACCCAGUACUACCUGACCUCUGGUGUGGGGGAUGGAGUUCUACAGCAGGUAGAGCUAAGCAGUGAGGUCCCCGGUUCCCCCUCCAUGGUGGGAUCCCCCCAGGAUCAGAACCAGCUCAACCCAAAGAGGUUCUCCUGUCGUAUCUGCUCUGAGUCGUUCCAGGGCCGCAGUGACAUGGAGAACCACAAGAGGGCCCAUAUCGACCCCUCCACCUUCAAGUGUCCUGACUGUGACUUCACUGCCUCCUCCUGGCCAGACGUCAAGACCCACAUGGGCAUGCAUACCUACCUGCGGCCUCACAAGUGCCCCAGCUGCAGCUUUGCCUCUAAAAACAGGAAGGACCUGAGGAGACACAUGAUGACGCAUACCAACGAGAAGCCCUUCACCUGCCAGAUCUGUGGACAGAGGUUUAAUCGUAACGGCCACCUCAAGUUCCAUAUGGAGCGUCUCCACAGCCAGGACCCUGCGACAAGGAAGACCCAUUCUGGAGGAGGCUCCCAGCAGCAAUCCUUUAUAGUCAGCAGUGAUGAGGAGGCUCUCGCCAUGCUACAGUCCCUGCAGGCAGGACAGACCAUCAGUCCGGAGCAGCUACAGAAGGCCCUGGGUCAGGACAACAUUAUAGUGUCCCAGGAACAGGGCCUGGAUCAGGACCACAUUAUAUUGUCCCAGGAACAGGGCCUGGAAGACAAGGAAGAGGCCACGUACAUCCAGCAGAUCACCACAGUGGACGGACAGACGUUACAGUACAUAACAGGAGAUAACCAGGUCCAGUAUGUCAUCUCUCAGGAUGGAGUCCAACACUUCCUACCCCAGGAGUACGUGGUGCUAGCAGACGGGAACCACAUCCAGAUGUCAGAUGGACAGAUCAUCCAAUAUGAGAAUGAUGGGGCCUUCCUACAGGAGCAACAGAUUUCCCUGAGUCAUGACGGCCAGAUCCAGUAUCUUCCCAUCAGUUCAGAACAACAGAUAGUCAGUCCUGAAGACGUGGAGGUUGCUGAAAACUCUGCUGUCACCGUCAUAGCAGAUGGCGCCACGCAGCAGACACAGACAGUCUACACUGAGGCCACACAAGAACAGCUGGAGCUGCUACAACAGCAGGGCAUCCAGUAUGAUGUAGUCACCUUCACCGACGAGCAGAGAUGACGUCAUCACCUUCAGACACUGCUGUUGGAUGUGAUGUCGCUGCUUUAAAGGACAGAGAGACAGGCCUGCAGUGCAGGACCCAGUGUGAUGGAACCACAAGGAGCCAGUGACAUACAUAGUUUAUUUUUUAUUUUAUUGAUUUAACUAGGCAAGUCAGUUAAGAACAAAUUCUUAUUUACAGUGAUGGCCUACCGGGGAACAGUGGGUUAACUGCCUUGUUCAGGGGCAGAAUGACAGAUUUUUACCUUGUCAGCUUGUGGAUUCGAUCUAGCAACCUUUCGGUUACUGGCCCAACGCUCUAACAACUAGGCUACCUGCCGCCCCCUAGUAGCUAUCGUUUAAGAAGUUCAGCCAAAGCAAGGCUCUGCACACAAUCCCCAAACUACAAAUCAUCUUGUAUCCCAAACAACUACAUUACCUGAUCAGGAUUAGCAAACUGGGCAGCGCCUUGCUCAAGCUGAUCCCCUCGAACACGGUGCUCUACUCUAUCUGUGAUACACUAUAUAUACAAAAGUAUGUGGCCACCCCUUCGAAUUAGUGGGUUCGGCUAUUUCAGCCACACCCGUUGCUGACAGGUGUAUAAAAUCAAGCACACAGCCAUGCAAUCUCCAUAGACAAACAUUGGCAGUAGAAUGGCCUUACUGAAGAGCUCAGUGACUUUUAACGUGGCACCAUCAUAGGAUGCCACCUUUCCAACAAGUCAGUCAAAUUUAAGUGGUGUUAUUGUGAAGUGGUAAUGUCUAGGAGCAACAACGGCUAAGCUGCGAAGUAGUAGGCUACUUAAGCUCACAGAACGGGACCGCCGAGUUCGUGUAAAAGUCAUCUGUCCUCAGUUGCAACACUCACUACCAAGUUCCAAACUGCCUCUGGAAGCAACAUCAGCACAAUAACUGUUCGUUGGGAGCUUCAUGAAAUGGGUUUUCAAGCCUAAGAUCACCAUGCUCAAUGCCAAGCAUCGGCUGGAGUGGUGUAAAGCUUGCACUGCAGCAUACAAUUACAUUCU